Molecule: messenger RNA, 375 nt
Organism: Macrosiphum euphorbiae (potato aphid)
Lineage: Eukaryota; Metazoa; Arthropoda; Insecta; Hemiptera; Aphididae
Source: the annotation of a GenBank genome assembly
AUGGAGGAUUUAAGAAGAUAUUUAUACCAAACCUUAACUAAGGUUGAAGGUCUUUACUCAAUUCUGAUAUCUGAUCAUGAUGGUGUUGUUAUUUUAAAAGCUCAUGCCAACAAAUCAUCUGAACACAAUUCAAAUUACAAACAUUCAUUUUUAUCAGAAUUUAAUUCUGCAUCAGAACAAGCAGGAAAAUUAGAACUUGGAAAAAACAAAACAGUGAUUUGUUUUUAUACUAAUAAUCAAGUAGUCCAGUUAAAUUGCUCAAGAUUCUUAAUUACAUUUGUGGCUUCUGAAAAAGCAAACACUGGCAAUAUAUUAGGGCUAGAAAAAAUACUGGAGCCAUUACUAAAGGAUUUGCGAGCUAUUCAGUUUCCUUAA